GUUUCUCCUGAUUUCAAAUUAUUUAGUCAACACAACAACUACAUUUUAAAGAUUCGUUUGUACUUGUUUUGGUCUCAGCAAAAAGAAAGAGACAAAUACCCUUUUUGUCUUUUCGGUUUUCAUGGACACGAACCUCAGGUUUCUAGGUAUGACUCAGUUAAGAGUUUAAUGAUAGUGAUGAAAGAUUAGAUUGAAUUUGAUGAUGAUCAAGAAGGAGAAGGGUGUGAAACCUGUUUUAGUGAAUAUUGGUUUGGCUUUUGGGUUUUCUGUAGCUGGAUUUCUAUGCUCACGCCUCAGAAUCAAUCAAGGUCAUGAAGUUAAUUUAGGACGAGACGUUGAUGCAACAUGCUCCGACGGAUUGAGUAGUGAGAAUUCUUCUAAUGCUCUUACGAAUAGCAGUAAACAAAAUGGUGAUAAAGAUGAGUUCCUCCUACCUGAAUUUGACGAACUCGUUAAGGAGGUAGAGUUUGAAGUAGAGGCGCGGAAGUUAAAAGUAGAAUCUUCUAUAACAUAUGAAGGUAUUGAUAAGGAUGAGUAUGAGCAAGAGAUACAUCGACUCAAGAACAUGGUUAGAAUGCUUCAAGACAAGGAACAAAAUCUUGAGGUUCAAUUACUUGAGUACUAUGGUCUUAAAGAGCAGGAAACGGUUGUGAUGGAGCUCGAAAAUAGAUUGAAGAUAACUAAUAUGCAGGUUGAGAUGUUCAAUCUCAAGGCUAAAAGCUUACAGUCUGAGAAUCGGAAAUUAAGGGAACAGGUUGCUGAUCAUGCAAAUGUGCUGGCUGAGCUUGACGCAGCAAAAGCAAAAAUCGAACUGCUCAAUAAGGAAAUUAGGCGUGAAGCUGACCAGAAUAAAGAGCGGAUCGUUAGUCUUCAGCAAAGAGUAGCCAAGUUGCAAGACCAAGAUUGCAAAGAUGCUGCUUGUGAUGAGGACAUCAAAAUUAAGCUGCAAAAGUUAGAGGCGCUUGAGUCUGAAGUAGAAGAGUUGAGGGAAUCUAAUUCAAGAUUGCAGAUAGAGAAUUCUGACUUAACUAGAAGAUUCGAUUCCACACAGAUCCUUGCUAAUGAUGCGAAUCAAGAAAGUGAGCGUCUUAGAAAAGAAAAUGAGGACUUGUUGAAGCAAAUUGAGCAAAUACAAUCUGAUCGACGUUCAGAUAUUGAAGAAUUAUUGUACGCGCGGUGGGUAAAUGCUCGUUUACGACAAGAGCUGCAGAAUCAUCAGCCUCUACACAAUAAAACGGUUGCAAAUGACUUAAGUAAAAGCUUAAACCCUACCUCUGAGAUUGAAGCCAAGAAACUAACACGUGAAUAUGCUGAUACUAAUGGACUAGGGAGUACUGUGGAUAUUGAUUUAAAUCACCGGUCCUCCUCACAAUCUUCUUCUAUUACUGACUCUGGAGAGUAUGAUCAUUUUUCUUCUGGAACUAACGCUAAAAGUCAGAACAAGUUUUUUGGCAAGCUUAGAAGACUGAUAUUAGGAAAGGAUAGACACCAUCGUCAUAGUCAGGUUUCAUCUGGAUAUCAAGAAAACAGCAAUGCUCAACGGCGGAGUACAUCAACCGACAUUGACGGUAGAAUUUCCUUUGAUAGGAGAUAUUCAAGUUUUGACGGAGAAGGUUCCUUCUCCGACUUUUUAGGCUUAGAGAAGUCUGAUUUGGAGAAAUAUGCAGAAGCGCUAGAAGAUUCUACUGCGAAUGAUAAACAUAAAAAACGAGGAAGAUCAACAUCAUUUAGUUAGUUUGUUUUAGCUGAUGGUCAAUAUGCAUGGAUUUAACCUUUUCUGACUUAUUUUGUAUUACCGAAGAAUGUGUUUUCUAUCAUAAGCUUAGAAAAUGAUUCUUGUCAA
Vicia villosa (hairy vetch) is the source of this 1843-nucleotide messenger RNA. RefSeq names its product protein CHUP1, chloroplastic-like. The record is from RefSeq and is a predicted model, not a curated record. Lineage: Eukaryota; Viridiplantae; Streptophyta; Magnoliopsida; Fabales; Fabaceae. Gene Ontology annotation, cellular component: chloroplast outer membrane. The transcript has 3 exons. Gene Ontology annotation, biological process: chloroplast organization. The coding region runs from base 200 to 1735 and encodes 511 amino acids.